Stomoxys calcitrans (stable fly) is the source of this 1173-nucleotide messenger RNA. It is a transcript of the gene Ublcp1, whose product is annotated as ubiquitin-like domain-containing CTD phosphatase 1. Gene Ontology annotation, biological process: protein dephosphorylation. Gene Ontology annotation, cellular component: nucleus. Lineage: Eukaryota; Metazoa; Arthropoda; Insecta; Diptera; Muscidae. The record is from RefSeq and is a predicted model, not a curated record. The transcript has 2 exons. Gene Ontology annotation, molecular function: protein binding; protein serine/threonine phosphatase activity. Bases 80 to 1039 code for a protein of 319 amino acids.
UUUGACAUUUGACAAGUAAACAACUUGGAAAAAGUGUUUAAGUUAUUGGAUAGUGAAUAAAAUAAACCACACAAAAAUCAUGACUGAGGUCCGAGAAAUAACCAUAGUGGUCAAAUGGAGUGGCAAAGAAUAUCCCAUAACAGAUUUAACCGACCAGGACACUGUAGCUGUGCUACGCCAUGAAAUAUUCAAAAUGACCCAAGUUCGACCGGAACGCCAGAAGCUACUAAAUUUAAAAUACAAAGGCAAACCGGCGGAAGAUAAUCUCAAGUUGGGUAAUUUAGAAUUGAAACCGAAUUUCAAGCUGAUGAUGGUCGGUUCAACUGAGGCGGACAUUGAGGAUGCUUGCCAAAGACCCGAUGACAUUGGCGAGGUCAUCGACGACUUGGAAGAUAAUGAUGAAGAAGAAUCCUUACAGAAUUCGGCCAUAUAUUUGGCAAAAAUACAAAAGCGCAUCAAGGAUUAUACCAUUACCGAGCUAAAUCCUCCAAGGCCAGACAAGCAUUUAUUAGUAUUAGAUAUUGAUUACACGCUCUUUGAUCAUCGCUCGUCAGCCGAGUCGGGUGCGGAACUGAUGCGCCCCUACUUACAUGAGUUUCUUACGUGUGCCUAUGAACACUAUGACAUUGUCAUUUGGUCAGCCACUGGCAUGCGUUGGAUCGAAGAGAAAAUGAAAUUGUUGGGAGUAUCCAGCCAUCCGGCGUACAAAAUAAUGUUCUAUUUGGAUUCACAUGCAAUGAUAUCGGUACAUACGCCCGACCGAGGUGUUAUAGAUGUCAAACCUCUGGGUGUUAUUUGGGGUUUGUAUCCCCAGUAUUCGGCUGCCAAUACAAUUAUGUUUGAUGACAUACGGCGCAAUUUUCUCAUGAAUCCACGUUCGGGUCUACGCAUUAGACCUUUCCGCCAGGCUCACUUAAAUCGCAGCACCGACAAAGAGCUUUUAAAGCUAUCAAAGUAUUUAAAGGAUAUAGCCAUCAAUUGCAAAGACUUUUCCAAAUUAAAUCAUCGCAAAUGGGAACACUAUGAUCCACGCAAAUAGUACCACAAAAAUUGUCUUCCUUUUUCUUAAUUGUCCACUAUGUUAUCGUCUUUUUUGAUCUAAUAUGACGUUGCGCAUCUAUGCAUUUUUGGCUUCAAAUACAAGUGCUCUUAAAGGAAAAAGAAACCAAACGA